This is a messenger RNA of Suillus plorans, 165 nucleotides long. RefSeq lists its product as uncharacterized. NCBI's taxonomy places the organism in Eukaryota, Fungi, Basidiomycota, Agaricomycetes, Boletales, Suillaceae. The record is from RefSeq and is a predicted model, not a curated record. The annotation marks the transcript as partial. The transcript has a single exon.
CUCAAGCACAUAAAUUGUGUCAUCGCGGCUUGGGGAUGGGGCAUCACAUUCGGGCACUUUUUCCGCAUAGGAGGAGCCUCAUUCUAUCUCGUGCAGAAAGUUGACCCCGAGAUAGUGCGCCUAGCCGGGCGUUGGAAGUCGCUGGCCUACAAAACCUACACACGC